CUCCAGUAGCCGCUCCGAGUCCGUCUCUCCCUGCCGGCUCCCGGCCCCGCCGAUCCCAGUUUCCCGUCGCCCGCGGUUCGCCGCCCCGCUAGCCGCCGCGAUGCCGGUGUUUCACACGCGCACGAUCGAGAGCAUCCUGGAGCCGGUGGCGCAGCAGAUCUCGCACCUGGUGAUCAUGCACGAGGAAGGCGAGGUGGACGGCAAAGCCAUUCCUGACCUCACCGCGCCCGUGGCCGCCGUGCAGGCGGCCGUCAGCAACCUCGUCCGGGUCGGAAAAGAGACAGUUCAGACCACCGAGGACCAGAUUUUGAAGAGAGACAUGCCACCAGCAUUUAUUAAGGUCGAGAAUGCUUGCACCAAGCUUGUUCAGGCAGCCCAGAUGCUUCAGGCUGACCCAUACUCAGUUCCUGCGCGGGAUUACCUCAUUGAUGGGUCUAGGGGAAUCCUUUCUGGCACGUCAGACCUACUUCUUACCUUUGAUGAGGCUGAGGUUCGUAAAAUUAUUAGAGUUUGCAAAGGAAUUUUGGAAUAUCUUACAGUGGCAGAGGUAGUGGAGACUAUGGAAGAUUUGGUCACUUACACAAAGAAUCUUGGGCCAGGGAUGACUAAGAUGGCCAAAAUGAUUGAUGAGAGACAGCAGGAGCUGACUCACCAGGAACACCGGGUGAUGCUGGUGAACUCAAUGAACACUGUCAAAGAGCUCCUUCCCGUUCUCAUUUCAGCUAUGAAGAUUUUUGUUACAACCAAAAACUCAAAAAACCAAGGAAUAGAAGAAGCUUUGAAAAAUCGAAAUUUUACUGUAGAAAAAAUGAGUGCUGAAAUUAAUGAGAUCAUUCGUGUAUUACAACUCACUUCUUGGGAUGAAGAUGCCUGGGCCAGCAAGGACACCGAAGCCAUGAAGAGAGCGCUGGCAUCCAUAGACUCCAAAUUGAACCAGGCCAAAGGUUGGCUCCGGGACCCCAGUGCCUCCCCAGGGGACGCCGGGGAGCAGGCCAUCAGGCAGAUCUUAGACGAAGCUGGAAAAGUUGGUGAACUCUGUGCAGGCAAGGAACGCAGGGAGAUCCUGGGAACCUGCAAAAUGCUAGGGCAGAUGACUGACCAGGUGGCUGACCUCCGAGCCAGAGGACAAGGAGCCUCACCAGUGGCCAUGCAGAAGGCCCAGCAGGUGUCUCAGGGUCUCGACGUGCUCACUGCGAAAGUAGAAAAUGCAGCUCGAAAGCUGGAAGCCAUGACAAACUCAAAGCAGAGUAUUGCAAAGAAGAUUGAUGCUGCCCAGAAUUGGCUUGCAGAUCCAAAUGGUGGACCUGAAGGAGAAGAACAGAUUCGAGGGGCUCUAGCUGAAGCUCGGAAGAUUGCAGAGUUAUGUGACGACCCUAAGGAGAGAGAUGACAUCCUGCGCUCCCUUGGAGAGAUAGCUGCUCUGACCUCUAAACUGGGAGAUUUACGAAGACAGGGGAAAGGAGACUCCCCAGAGGCUCGAGCAUUGGCUAAGCAGGUGGCCACGGCCUUGCAGAACCUGCAGACCAAAACCAACAGGGCUGUGGCCAACAGCAGACCUGCCAAGGCAGCUGUCCACCUCGAGGGCAAGAUUGAACAAGCACAGCGCUGGAUUGAUAAUCCUACCGUAGAUGACCGUGGAGUCGGUCAGGCCGCCAUCCGUGGACUUGUGGCUGAAGGGCAUCGGCUGGCCAAUGUCAUGAUGGGACCCUAUCGCCAAGAUCUUCUUGCCAAGUGUGACCGUGUAGAUCAGCUAACAGCCCAGCUGGCUGACCUGGCUGCCCGAGGGGAAGGGGAGAGUCCUCAGGCGAGAGCACUUGCUUCCCAGCUCCAAGACUCCUUAAAGGAUCUUAAAGCUCAGAUGCAGGAAGCUAUGACUCAAGAGGUGUCCGAUGUUUUCAGCGAUACCACAACUCCCAUCAAGCUGUUGGCGGUGGCGGCCACAGCUCCUCCUGACGCACCCAAUCGGGAAGAGGUCUUUGAUGAGAGGGCAGCCAACUUUGAAAACCAUUCAGGAAGGCUUGGAGCCACAGCGGAGAAGGCGGCUGCUGUUGGUACUGCCAAUAAAUCAACGGUGGAAGGCAUUCAGGCGUCAGUGAAGACAGCCCGGGAACUCACUCCCCAGGUCAUCUCUGCUGCUCGAAUCUUACUGAGGAACCCCGGAAAUCAAGCCGCUUAUGAACAUUUUGAGACCAUGAAGAAUCAGUGGAUUGAUAACGUGGAAAAGAUGACAGGGCUGGUGGACGAGGCUAUUGAUACCAAAUCUCUGUUGGAUGCUUCUGAAGAAGCAAUUAAGAAAGACCUGGACAAGUGUAAGGUAGCCAUGGCCAAUAUUCAGCCUCAGAUGCUGGUAGCUGGAGCAACCAGCAUUGCUCGUCGGGCCAACCGGAUCCUGCUGGUUGCUAAGAGGGAGGUAGAGAACUCUGAGGACCCGAAGUUCCGCGAGGCUGUGAAAGCUGCCUCUGAUGAAUUGAGCAAGACCAUCUCCCCAAUGGUGAUGGAUGCCAAGGCAGUGGCUGGAAACAUCUCUGACCCUGGCCUGCAAAAGAGCUUCCUGGAUUCAGGAUAUCGGAUCCUGGGAGCCGUGGCCAAGGUCAGAGAAGCCUUCCAGCCUCAGGAGCCUGACUUCCCGCCUCCUCCACCAGACCUUGAACAGCUCCGACUAACUGAUGAGCUUGCUCCUCCUAAACCACCUCUGCCUGAGGGUGAAGUCCCUCCACCCAGGCCCCCACCACCAGAAGAGAAGGAUGAAGAGUUCCCUGAGCAGAAAGCUGGGGAGGUGAUUAACCAGCCCAUGAUGAUGGCUGCUAGGCAGCUCCAUGAUGAAGCUCGGAAGUGGUCUAGCAAGCCGGGUAUCCCAGCCGCUCAGGUGGGUAUAGGAGUUGUAGCUGAGGCAGAGGCGGCUGAUGCUGUUGGGUUCCCUUUUCCCUCUGACAUGGAAGACGAUUACGAACCUGAGCUGCUGUUAAUGCCAUCUAAUCAGCCGGUCAACCAGCCCAUUCUGGCCGCGGCUCAGUCCUUGCAUCGGGAAGCUACCAAGUGGUCUAGUAAGGGCAACGACAUCAUUGCAGCAGCCAAGCGCAUGGCUCUGCUGAUGGCGGAGAUGUCUCGGCUGGUAAGAGGGGGUAGUGGUACCAAGCGGGCACUUAUUCAGUGUGCCAAGGACAUCGCUAAGGCCUCUGAUGAGGUGACUCGGCUGGCCAAGGAGGUUGCCAAGCAGUGCACAGAUAAGCGGAUUAGAACCAAUCUCUUACAGGUAUGUGAGCGAAUCCCAACUAUAAGCACCCAGCUCAAAAUCCUGUCCACAGUGAAGGCUACCAUGCUGGGCCGGACCAACAUCAGUGAUGAGGAAUCCGAGCAGGCCACAGAGAUGCUGGUUCAUAAUGCCCAGAACCUCAUGCAGUCUGUGAAGGAGACUGUGCGAGAAGCAGAAGCAGCUUCAAUCAAAAUUCGAACAGAUGCUGGAUUUACUCUGCGCUGGGUCCGAAAGACUCCCUGGUACCAGUAGGUGCCUAGCCGAACCUGGCUGGUACAUAAGCCUCUGCUAGAGAGAAGAGAAUGAUGAGUUCCAGAAGCCAUUCAGAGUUGCCGGGAGUAGAAAUCAAUUCCUGGUCUCACACACCAGAAAGGAAUGGGGGCUUCUUCACAUAGAAAACAUUUACACUCUUGUCAUGGACACUUUGAACUGUGUCUCUGUAUGAACCCUGUACUCUGUUACUCCUGUGCACAGUCACCCAGGAAGUGGACUGGGUCUCUAGCCCAUGGAUUUUACAUAAGCUCAGAAUAAGAGUGAACACUAGCUGGAAGCCCUGCUCUGCCCCAGGGAGCAUUCCCCUCUCUGUUUACGGUUCACCGACUCCCCUUUUCCUCUUCAGGCCAAGACGUAGAGCUGAGGCAAGUCAGUUAAUAACUGUGCUUCCAAAAGUUAUUUUGGGUUUUUCAUGUUGCUGCUGACCCUGCCUACCUUCCCUGGGCUGUUUAUCAUUGCUGCAGGAUAAGGUGAUUUCUGGGGAGGGCCAGCUUACGUGGCCUGGAUUCAUUUCCUGCUUUCCCCUCAUGUAAUCCUAGUUCCUCACAAUGUAAAACCAACUUUCAUUGUCAGGAGGAAAUCACUUUCUGUCUUUACCAUGCCCCUGAGUAAUAUCUGUGCUAGGGAAACUUCCUGCCUCACAUCCUGCCUUGCUUGGUUGCCAAGGUAACCAACCAGCAAACACACUGGUGCUCUCUGCCACUAGAGGGUCAGAGUAGCUGGGGUGUGAUCCUGCCCAUCCUCUUAGUGGGGCCACUCCCAGGUUUUCUAUGCUUUGUCACUGCCAGUAGAGGUCCCUGCUGAGGCCUUAGCAUUCAUUCUUAGCCCCCCCCCCCCUUUUUUUUCUUAUUUCUGAGCUGAAAUGCUGCAUUUAUUUUUAACCAAAUCAUCCAGGCUUUGGCAGUCUUCUAUAAUGCUUCUUAAACAAGACUUUAAAGAUACAUAGGUAUGUGUUUGUCUGUAGUCCCCCAGCCCACUUUUUUUUUUUUUUUUUUUUUUUUUUUUAAAUUUUUGAGACUGGGUCUCUUUAUACUGUCAGGCUAGUCUUGAACUUCUGGGUUCAAGCAAUCUGCCUGCAUCAGACUAUUAGCACCUACCAGCCACACUUGGUUUCCUUGUAACUUUGGAAGGUCCAUUCAAAAUUAAGUCCUAAAAAUCAGGGCUUGCUCCUUAAGAGACUUGAUGGAAAGGCAGUCCUGUCUGAAAGAUACUUCUUGUGUCAGGGAGACUAGCAUUUGCAGAUUACGAUGCUGGUGCUGCUAGGGAUAAAACAAUAGAAAUUAUUAUAAUUCCUAGUUGCUUUUAACCAAUUACAACCAAGUCUUUUUCAUCCUCUCCCAAAUAUUCAAGAGUAAUGAGUAGGAUAUCUAAUUAUCAAGAAAGGUAUGUUUCCUAUCUGACAAAGUCAGAGAAAGCGACUUCCUCUUUUCUGUAUUUAUCCCACAAGCAUUUCCCAGGACAUGAAUACUUAUUUCAGAAGUCAAGACCCAGAAGAAUACAGGAGUGAGACCCUUUCCUAGAUGUUCUUCCCAUAUCUAUGUGUUCAGUCCCAACACUGAAUGUGUACACCUUCAGUUGAUCCUGUAUACUCAGGCUUCCUCUAUUUCCUUUCAGCUGAUCAUUUUCAAAGCUCUCAGCAUAUCUUUAUAGUUGCUUACCUGAUAUAAAUGCAUAUCAAUGCCUUUAAAGUAUGACUCUAUGCCAAAGAUCACCUUUUGUUUUAAAGAUCACCUAGAGGAACUAUGAAGAGUCACGUCUGCUCGCUCUCCAAGUUCCUCCCGUGCUGGGGACAUUCCCACACCCACCAGGUGUGCUGCUUCUCUCCAGUGUCAGUGCUUACAUUGGAGACAAGAGGAAACAGUCCCCGAAUGAGUUAGAGAUGCCAACCACUAACAAAACUACAUUUAUAAGCUAGGAUUUAUUAUAUACAGAUAUUUUCUGCCUCUUCUUUUGUUCUGUUUAAAACAAUAAAAUACAUUUAUAUGAAUAA
Molecule: messenger RNA, 5516 nt
Organism: Peromyscus eremicus (cactus mouse)
Lineage: Eukaryota; Metazoa; Chordata; Mammalia; Rodentia; Cricetidae
Gene: Vcl
Product: vinculin
Exons: 22
Coding region: 101-3505 (1134 amino acids)
Biological process (GO): cell adhesion
Cellular component (GO): actin cytoskeleton
Molecular function (GO): actin filament binding; structural molecule activity
Source: RefSeq, a predicted model, not a curated record